Molecule: messenger RNA, 1551 nt
Organism: Salpingoeca rosetta
Lineage: Eukaryota; Choanoflagellata; Craspedida; Salpingoecidae
Exons: 14
Coding region: 154-1449 (431 amino acids)
Biological process (GO): motile cilium assembly; axonemal dynein complex assembly
Source: RefSeq, a predicted model, not a curated record
CGCGUUUGUGUGUGUGUUGUUUGGCAACGGAUACAAGCCAACAACACGCAAGACCACCAACACAGCCGAGCAAGCAAGCAAGCUACAAAGGGAGCAGCAUCAGACAGCGACCAACAACAACAACAACAGUGCCAGUGCAACUUGCGGGCCAUCAUGAGUGAGGGUGUGGGGCGCGUGGCUUGGUGGGGGCUGUCCCCCGCGAUGGACCCUGUGACGACGCUUUUGGAUGCCGAGGUGGUGCAGGCGGACGGAGACGAGCCCAUCAACGUGCUGCUCGUUGGGGCGAGCGACUGCCGCCACAUGCUGAAGAUGUUGGCUGCUGCAAAGCGAGGCGACCCGCCAUACAACAAAGGGCGGCAAGUGAACGUGUAUGUGGUGGAGAGUCGCAUGGAAGUGGUGGCACGCCACCUCCUCUUGCUCAGCAUCGCUAUGAAGCCAACAGAGGAGCUUGGGUUGCAAGAGCGCACCCAUCUCUUCCUCGAACUCUUUGGGAACAGUCAUGUCCGACCUGUGACCAACGAGUUUCUGUGCCAAGAAGCGACCCGCCUCAUCCGGCUGGUGACGGACCCCGAUGAGAUGCAGCAACAGAUGCCGUGGUUCCGCAUCAACCACCUCAAGUUUCGCGAAUGCGAUGACUUGGAAGCCAUUCUCAAGUUCUGGCGCACCGAUGACACAGAGGUGUUUCCCAUCGCAGCACACUGGGACGAGCGCCUACGCAGCUUCUACAAGCAGCGGUAUGACGUGCGGACGAAUUUGUACGACUGGGACUAUUCGAUGAACAUCAGCGAGAAGGCGCCCAUCAUUAACGCCAGGCAGUUUGCACGAUGGAGGGAGACGGGCCUUGCCUUUGAGCUGCACGACACGACAUAUGAGAUUCCAAACAGAACGCUCGCCUCUGGCGAACUCCUCAAAUCGCGGGAAGGGACGGUUGCACGGCGCGGGUAUUGGGGCGACAUCCUGACAGGGCCGUAUGUCUCGUUUGGAAUUGAGCCCACGAACGAGAAAAUGUUGGAGAAGCGCAACGACCAAUACGUCAAGAGUGCGGUGGAUGUGUCUGAGGACGAGGUGUCGCAACUAAUGGCCGAACUCCUCCCGGCAGCAGAGGCGGCAGAUGACACAGGAGCGCGAGUGACGAUCCACGUGCUGUCUCCCAACAGCUUGGAGACGCUGACGAGGAAGCGCAAGUUCCAGCACAUGUUCCACGCCAUGUUCUUCUCCAGCAGCAUGGCGCAUUUGCUGUCGCCGGAUGUGCAAUUGGCGGCAAAGCCAAACGCGCGGCUGUUGAUGGAGACGGGCAAGUUUGUGCUCGCACUCAACAAAGAGCAGACGCAGCAGUACCUCGACAAGACUAUUGAACUGGCGCAAGCGGCUGGAUUCAGCCCCGUGAAACCGCCGACUGUGAAUGAUGCGGUCUAUGUGUGCAAGCGCAACGAAGAUGCAUCGCAGUAGUGACCAUGCUGACGUGUGCGUGUGCGUGUGUGCGCGUGUGAGUGUGAUAUUCACAUGUAUUCGCGUGUGUACACCACCACUCAUACAGAGAAAAGAAGCACG